Radiomyces spectabilis is the source of this 693-nucleotide messenger RNA. RefSeq lists its product as uncharacterized. NCBI's taxonomy places the organism in Eukaryota, Fungi, Mucoromycota, Mucoromycetes, Mucorales, Radiomycetaceae. Bases 66 to 257 code for a protein of 63 amino acids. The transcript has 3 exons. The record is from RefSeq and is a predicted model, not a curated record.
UUUUUUUUUUUUCCUUGCCAAACAAAACCAACAAUAGUCAUUUCUCAUCUUUUCAGGACUUCGUCAUGACCCGUGGUAAUCAGAGAGAGCAGGCUCGUCUCAAGAACCUCAAGAAGCAGCAGGAAGCCAAGAAGGGCAAGCAAAACCUGAACGGCAUGACAGUGACGCAGAAGAAGGAAUCUGAUGCUGCCAUUAUGCGUGCAAAGCAAGAAGCAGCGGCCAAGAAAAAGGCCGAAGAAGCGGCUGGCAAAAAAUAAUCUACCUUUUUACCUUCCAAGCUCAAAAUGUUGGGCAGUUUUGUUAUAUCAUCUCAUCAUAUGUUUAAUCAUUAACCUCUGGUUUAUCAUCUUGACUUCUUAUUUUUUUUUUUAUUUUCUCAUUAUCUCUGUUGAAGAAAAGAUCGUCGAUUCAAGCAGUAUGGUAAAGCAAAUGAAAAAAAAAAUGAAUACAACCUUUUUUUACAUCUUUAGUUUACCUCAAGAGUAUUGUUCUUUAGAGUUUUAUUACCAGCAAUUGCGAAGAAGGCAAAGCAAGUGUGAGUGGAAAAAAAAAGUUGGAUAAAGUCUAAUAACUGUGCAGCGUGGUGGACGAAUUGGACACAUGGUGGGUUUUUCGAUUGUCUUUUCGCCUCCCCCUCCCCAAUUUCUUUGCUCUGUAAUUUGAAUAAAAAAAUGAUUGAAAAUCUCCGCCACC